Messenger RNA from Panonychus citri (citrus red mite), 5044 nucleotides. It is a transcript of the gene Arms, whose product is annotated as kinase D-interacting substrate of 220 kDa B-like. Gene Ontology annotation, molecular function: protein binding. Lineage: Eukaryota; Metazoa; Arthropoda; Arachnida; Trombidiformes; Tetranychidae. The record is from RefSeq and is a predicted model, not a curated record. Bases 481 to 4554 code for a protein of 1357 amino acids. The transcript has 15 exons.
UCUUUUUACCUCGUGGUUAUGAUCCAUCUUUAAUUGUCUCCGAGUUUAUUGAUCUGUCAACAAUUAGAAUUAAAAAGAAAAGAUUAUUAAUAUUGUCAAAGAAAAAAAAAGCAAAUCAAUUGGAAACUAAAUUAACAAAGAAAGUGAACAUGUGAAUAAAACUAAUUCGAACACAAAGAAACUAAUUGAUUUAAUGAUUCUGAUCAAUUCUGUAUGAACUUUAUCUUUCACUCACAACUUAAUUGCCGAUAAUUUAACAAACUAUCAACCCUGAGGUAUUUGAUCAUCUAAUCAAAAUCAAUUAGAAUAACAAUCAACAUAUAAUUUCAUUUCGUCUCAACAAUUGACAAGUUAAUCAUUAGGAGAAUACAGAGGAAAUUAAAUCUUCUCUUUUUUUCCUUUGGUCUCUCAUCUCCUCCAUUACUGUACAACAUACGAUUCGAUGUAUAGUGAUGUUCACCUUCACGCUUUGAACUUAAGAUGGUCAAGAAAAAAGAUGGUAAAUUACGAUUUAAAUCAAAUGAAGCUCAAACCGUUCUGGUCAUUUCUGGAUACUUCAAUGAUGCUCGAGAGCUGAUAGAAGAUGGAAAAAAUGAUCAGCUGAUAAGUUUACUUGAUGAAGGAAGACUCGGUGUCAAUGAUGUUGGAGAGGCUGGAGGUAUGAGUCUUCUCAUGGUCGCUGCAGAAUCUGGUAACCUUAGAAUCGUCCAAGAACUUAUUCGAAGAGGAGCUGAUCUAAACUAUCAAGAUUUGGAUGAUUGGAAUACAUUAAUAACUGCAACAAAAGAAGGCAAUCUGGACAUUGUCACUGAAUUAGUCGAGGCCGGAGCUACUCUAGAUGCAACUGAUAUGGGAGGAUGGACACCAUUGUUAUGGGCUUCUUACAAAGGAUGUCUCGAUAUUGCAAAAGUAUUACUAAAAAAAGGAGCUUCAGCCAAUGUCUUUGAUAACAAUAAUAUGACUCCAUUGAUCUAUGCUAGUGGAAGAGGUUUUCUUGAGAUAACAUUAAUGCUACUUGCUCACGCAGCUAAACCUGAUACUCCUGAUAAGUAUGGAACCACACCUUUAAUAUGGACCUGUAGAAAAGGUCACAUUGAUAUUGCACAGAAACUUUUAAAGGCCGGAGCAACAGUCGAUGCAAUUGGAAUGUAUGGUUGGACUCCGUUACUUGUUGCAGUUCGUGGAAACUUUGAAAAUCUUGUUGAUUUGAUUAUAACAUUCAAGCCAAAUGCAAACGCCUGUGAUGCCGAUGGUUUAUCAGCACUUAUGAUUGCAAGCAAAGGCGGAAAUAUCAAUAUUGUCAAUGCUUUAUUAAGAAUCAAUUCUUAUGUUAAUCUAAGUGAUCGUAAUAGUGACACAAGUCUUAUUCACGCCUCUAAAUCUGGAUAUGUUUUAAUCGUUGAAGCUUUAAUUAAAGCUCAUGCAGAUGUAGACCAUCAGGGAGCUGACAAGAAAACCGCCUUAUAUUGGUCAGUGGAAAAGGGUCAUGUUGAAGUUGUUCGAGCUCUUCUCAAAGCAAAUGCAAACCUUGAGCUUGCGACUGAGGAUGGCGAUACACCUUUGUUGAAGGCAGUUCGUAGUCGUCGUUUACCAAUAGUUAAAAUGUUGAUUGAUAAGAAAGCUAAAGUUACUGCUUGUGAUAAGUUUGGAGAUACCGCUUUACACAUUUCGAUUCGUGCUCAAUCGAAAACGAUUGUUGAAUUUCUACUACGAAAUCCUCGAAAUUCACAGUUACUUUAUAAGCCAAAUAAACGAGGAGAGACCCCGUUCAUGCUUGAUAAUACCCACCAAAAACCAAUUCUACCAACACUUUUCGGUGCCACACCUUCAAGCCGUCGUGUCUUGGAAAAAGAGACUCAACUUGGUUAUGAUCUUUACUCUUCAGCUAUCGCUAAUUUACUUUCAGAACCUACACUCAAACUGCCAGUUUGUGUUGGACUAUUCGCUAAAUGGGGAAGCGGGAAGUCAUUUCUUAUUGGUAAAUUAAAAGAUGAUCUCAUUACUUUCACUCAAGAUUGGAACAUAAGUCCAACAUUCAGAUUUUCGUGGUCCUUAUUUUGUGCAAUCUUUAUGUUAUCAAUCGUUACUGGUGUUGGAACUCUUGUCGGAACCAAUGGAAGACAAUAUUUUUUCGGUAUAAUUACAGCGAUUGGUAUUUUCUUCUUGUGUUAUUGUAUAUUCGCAAUCGUUUAUUGUGGACAUUUACGUUACGAUUGGUCUAUCAGUUCAAAUAUACGAAGUCGCUCUGAUCGACUUAAACUUAUCAUUCAAGUUUGCUUUGGAAAUCCUCCCAUGUUAGAGGUUGAUCAAGUUUCAACAUUACCGGUUCGUUUCUUAUUCACUGAAGCACCAGUCAAAAUUUCAUCUGAUUAUGGUGUCUCACAAUUAAUCACUGCAAUUCUAAAUUCUUUGUGGCAAUCAAUGGAAAAUGAGCUUGGUUUUUUACCUGUUCAUCUAUACAAAGUCUUUCACCCUAAACAUGUCUCUGGCCUUACUUGGAGAUGGAGACGCAUUUGUAUGGUGCCUACAAUAUUUUUGAUUAUCUUGUCAUUUUUUACUUUGGCCAUUCUUUUAAUUCUUUAUUAUGUUGAUAAAACUGAGCCUUUUAAAUUACAUCCUGUUCUCAGUUAUGUUUUGGUGGCUAUCGCGAGUAUCACCGGAUCCUGGAUUGUUUCCAACUUCAUUAUACCUUUCAAAAUAAUCAGAGAACUUGUUUUUCAUUCGAAGAAAAAAACUCGUGAAGAGCUUAAAAAGGAUGUUCAACUUAUGCAAUCGUGUAUAAUGUGUUUAGAUUCAUUUAUUGGUAAAAGACAAAGUCGCCUGGUCAUUAUUUUGGAUGCAUUGGAAUCGAUUUAUGAAUCUGAUCGGUUGAUUACUUUUCUCGAGGGAAUCAACGAUUAUUUCAUCAAUUUUCAAGUUAUUAAUGCAAAUCGUUCAUUAUCACCACCCUUUGUUUGUAUCAUGACUUUGGAUCCUCAUCAUCAUGUAACAUCUAAAUCAAAGGAAUACUUAAAGACAAUUGUUCAUCUACCUUUCUACUUACAAAACUCUCAACUUCGAAAAGUUAAAAUUGCUCAAACCACCGUGUUGAAUAAGCCCGAUUAUCGAUCAUCGACUACAUCACUGGUCGAAGCGAUCGCUGCAGCACCAAUUCCUCAUCCUUCUAAAGGGUCAACUUCUGGAAUGAUAAGAUCAAAAUCAAAGAAAAUUUCUAAUUUAAAAGCAGCUGAUUCAGUAAUUAGUCUUAGUGGACACGGAGGAGAAUCCUUGACCAAAGUUCUGUUAACUGAUGAUUACUUUAGUGAUGUUAAUCCUAAAUCGAUGAGACGGAUUAUGAACAUUGUUUAUAUCCAAGGUCGUCUUUUAAAAGCAUUCAAUCUAGACUUCGAUUGGCAUCGACUCACUAUUUGGGUUAAUAUUACUGAACAAUGGCCCUUGCGUGCUUCCGCUUUGAUAGCUUAUUGGGACAUCACUGAAAAUAAAUUCAACGAUGAUUCAAUUCCAUUGAAAUCUUUGUAUGAUAAAGUUUCACCAAUUUUACCCCAAGAUCCUGUUCUAUUAUCUCGUGAUAAUGAUGAAAAGAAAUUGAAUAUUUUUCUUUCCUAUCACCAUAACUCAUUGACCCUUGGUGACCUUAAAACAUUUGCGCCUUUCACAAUCAAUUUAGAUCCUUAUCUGCGUAAAAAUUUAACCGAAGCUUGGACCGAUUCAAAUUCAAUUGCACAACUUGAUAGGCCGAUUCAGAACCCAAAUGCCGGUGACCGAAAGAUAUCAACUGGAACUCUACCACAGCCUAGUUCAUCUGGAAACAUUUCCCCACACAAACUGCAACUUAUGCAUUUAAGCGUCGACGGAGUCAUUGCAAUGUUAAAACAAAUCGAAGCCUUUGAUCAUUCACAAAUCGACAAAUAUGGUAAAGCCAUUCGAUGUAACAAUAUAAAUGGUCGCGUUCUAUCAAACUGCUCUUCCGAAGAUCUAAAUGACCUUAAAUUGGUUCUAGGUUUCUCCUUUGGAGAUUGGUUACUUUUUAAAAGUGUUCUUAUUGAUGGUCGUUUGCCGACACUUCCGCCUUCAGUCCAAAUUUCUGGAGCCACACCAACAUCAGGUUUACCACCAGGAAGUGAAUAUCAAUUGAUUGAAGGUCGACUUAAAAGUAAUUUAGAGAAACAAGUAACCAUGGAAGAGGCCGCACUCGCAAGUGCUGUUGUUAUGGAUUCCCCAAUUGAAGAGGAUAAUGAAGAUAAUGAUGAGGCACCGUCACCACAAGAGGUUGGAGUUCUUUACAUUGGUAACGCUGGAAUGAAUAAUCGACUCAGUCCUUCAAUAUCUUUUGGAGAUUCUGAUCUUUUAGGAAGCAUCAUAAGAACAAAUCACGCAAUUGAAAUUGAACCAGAGCCCAAUGAUACUACGCCAUUAGUAUCUCCCUCGAAACACAGUAUUUACUCAUCCAGUUCAUCAUCUUCAUCAUCUAGACGACAUCCUCUUGAACGUCAAGUCUUUCCAGAUACUAAUAUUAUUCAAGUCACAACAACAACAACAACAACUAAUAGUUAACUGAAACCGUAUUAAUGAUGAUGAAUCUCAAUCAACUAAUUAUUUAGAUACAAAAAUCCUCGUUACACUUUGAAUAACCGUUAACACAAAGAAAAGCACUGAUCUUAAAUUUUAAUCUAAUCAACAACAUGUUUUACAACAAUCAACAAAUCAUCAGAUUAUUUUUCAAUUGUCUAAAUAAUGGUUACAAUUAACCAUUCAAAUCUAAUCUCACCAAUUAUUAUUACUUUAUCAAUUCAAGACAAUGUAUUUUUUGUUCAUACGUAUUCAUUGUUAUAUUAAUCCAGUUGUCAUAUUUAUAUAAUUCAUAGGUAAAUGUUUUAUUUAUUAUUAUUGUUACAUGGAAAUGCUUAAUUAAUUAUUGUUUAAUUUAUCUGUUAAAUUUUUUCUAUACUUAAUUAAUUGUUUUAAUUAUGAUUAAUAUAUAAUGUGAAUCUUUUUUUUGCUUAAUCGUCUUUUUCUUUGCCGAUUGAGACGCUGUUUUGUUAUU